This is a messenger RNA of Parnassius apollo (apollo), 492 nucleotides long. The record is from the annotation of a GenBank genome assembly. NCBI's taxonomy places the organism in Eukaryota, Metazoa, Arthropoda, Insecta, Lepidoptera, Papilionidae.
AUGUAUGAAUUACAUAAACGUGCUUCUUUCCAACUGAGGGGAUGGGCUAGCAACCGACCAGAAGUUUUAUGUAAAAUGGAAAAUAAAUAUAAGAGCGACAGUGCUUCACUAGGAGAUAAAGAGCACACAGAACGCACUUUAGGUUUGAUCUGGAAUAUCAAACGGGAUAUAAUAAGUUUCUCCAAAGGUCUUCGUAACACACCGGAAGAGGUGAUGGAAGGUUUACGACCGCCUACGAAGAGGGAGAUAACUAGUGCUGUGAUGUCAGUCUUCGAUCCUUUAGGACUCGCAUCACCCAUAACGAUUCAAGCUAAGUCGCUAAUCCAGCAAGUAUGGAGGACAGGCAUCUCUUGGAAUGAAGAAGUUACACACGAAUUACACAUGUUAUUUUGUAAAUGGAUAUCGGAAGUGAAGAAAUUAGGUCAUUUAGAAGUACCUAGACCCGUUGCUGAAGGCGUCGGAAAGGGAGUAGAAACUGGUGAAGAAAAAUAA